Glarea lozoyensis ATCC 20868 is the source of this 1968-nucleotide messenger RNA. RefSeq lists its product as uncharacterized. The record is from RefSeq and is a predicted model, not a curated record. The transcript is spliced from 3 exons. Bases 1 to 1968 code for a protein of 655 amino acids. Lineage: Eukaryota; Fungi; Ascomycota; Leotiomycetes; Helotiales; Helotiaceae.
AUGAACAUCCAAGAAUACAUUUGCAACUGCGACACGUCUCCCUCAAAUCCGUGUCACAUUCAGCAACAAUGUAAAUAUACACCAGUGGAACACGCCACAGAGACACUUGGUGCUGCAAGAAAAAGGAAUCGAAUGCCUUCCUUCUUUACUUUCCAACAAGGUCGCGAUCCGCAUGGCGCGACAAAUGACAGCUCCCCUCUCCUCGGUCGAUUUCGAGCAGUACCGGAUGCACAGCGACAAGGCGGAAGAGGCAGAUCCAACAGCCUACUACCAAAUCUUCGGAAGGGUUAUGGAUCAUUGUUCGGGAACCCAGGUCGAGUUGAGGAUGACAGCGACGAGAGUUCAGACGACGAGGACGGCGUGGUGAAACAAUGGACGAGGACCUCAAGAGACCUCUGGAUCGAACCUAAACAAAUCGCUGUUGCGAAAGUUGUAGACAAGUGGUGGACGAGAUGGAUGGUGUUGAUCAUUAUGCCCGCGAUGUUGGCGGUAGGGUGGUGUGCUCUUCCUAUUCCACAAUACGAAUUACCAUACGACGACAACGCGAGGGGCAGACAAUUCGUCCCAGGGAACGUAGGGCAUAAAAUACCAGGUCAUGGAGAAGCCCUAGUGGAGAUCAACUUCUGGUUCUUCCUCUUCGUUUACUAUGGCUUCUACAACAUCACUGCAUUGAUUUGGAUCACAAAGGUGUUCAAUAUCUAUAGCUUGAAUUGGUGGCCGCAGGCCCUAGGAUUUCCAACAACCGUCUCGAUGAUAGCCGCAUUUUCGAUCGCAGCGCCCAUUCCAGUUUACCUCUUUCCUGGCUCGAGAUUUCUUACCAACCAUAAUACAACUUGGAUCUGCUGGACUUUUUUUACGAUGUCUUUGCCACUUUUGAUAGCCUUUGCAAUAUUACUCAAUAAUGAACGCCAUCUCGGGCUUCGUCAGUCGUUAUCAGAAACGCAGAGAAUAUUUACUUCUUCCUGGUGGACUGGUGAUGAUACGAUCCCCAGCAGAGACCGUCAACGAAGACCACCCGUUGCGCAGUCAACAUUCGAUCCAAAUUCUCCACUAGAAGUUGUGUUAGCAUCAGACCGAGUGCACCAAAGAGUUAUGAGAAAGCGGUGGAUCCCAGCGAGCUUCGUCAGGUUUAUAUGGUUUUGUAUGGCACUCUUUAUUGGAAUGAUGGCAUAUGUUCUAGGAGAGGCGUAUGCGGAAGUCUAUUUGAGGACCUUGCCACACAAUACGCUUCACACGAUUAUUUACGUAUAUUCCUGGGUUAUCACGGUUCACUUGUUAGAUGGACUGGUAGGCUGGAUUCUUGGUGGUAAUGAUGGCGAGCGCGUUGGGAGCUACCCACUAGGGUGGAUAUUCAAAUUAUAUUUUAACCUGACAUAUCAGACCUACGUGCGCGCUCUGUAUGCCCGCCUUCGCUCUCCAGAACAAUUUAUCUACCUCCAAAUUUUGUCUUCCUCGUUUCUUAUAAUUUUCAUACCACUCACUAUAUCGAAACCCUUUCACUACAUGUUGACUAUCCUUUCAAUGAACGGUCAAUCGUUGUCGGCAUAUCAAAAGUUUUGCGCUAGGAACGUUUUUAUUCGAGGCAUAGCCGAAAAUGUGUCGAUGCUGACAUUUAUUGGCUCCAUACUUGUCCUCCAUUACGGCAAUAACAAGGCUGUAUAUCCAUACUUCGCCUUUGAAAGGGCUGAUCUACUGCCUCCUCCCGAUCCUAACGGAUCUCCUAUCGGAGGCGGCGAAAGAUACAACUUCAGCCUUACUCUAUGGGCUUCUAUGGUUACCUGGGGAUGCGAAAUUGCCGCUGGUUGGGUUACAAGGAGAAUUCUCUGGUAUGGCUGGCACGUGGACGUUACAGGCGAGGCCAAAGCAGAUAUGGGAAUGCUUCCAGAGCUUCUUCCGACUGGGGUCGUUGUAAUGGUGCACGUGUUGCAGAACAUGCUAUUCUCGAUUGUGCGGUUGCGAUUUCAUUAG